UUCCCAACACGCCGAAAAGAAAGAGGAAGACCAAAACACUUCACUUUCAGCUGCUUUCUGCCUCGCAAACGGGGAAGGUCACGGGUUUCUCCUUCACAUUUCACAGCGGCAGCGGCGGCCUGAGCUCUGAGAGCACGACUCUGGGUGCGUUUAGGCGUCGUGACGAACUGCAGAGAGAGAGAGAGAGAGAGAGAGAGAGAGUUUUCUGGACGAACUUCUGGUCACAAAAGCAACAACACGCCUAAAACUCAAAGGGACCCGUUUCACAGCUGAGCACCGGAGCAGGAGUAUUAACCUCUGUAGGUCAGAUCACACAUGUUUCGAAGCGAAAAGGCACCUGCGGUCCCGCCAGGGCCCACCCAGCAGAAACUGAGUAAAUCCAUCAGCUCCAUCCCCUCCAAAGAGACACCAAUAGACCCCAAAGCACAGACGUCAGGGAUGAUGGGUGUGCUGGAAAAGGUGAAUCCGUUCAGAUCUUCCCCUCAGGGACGGAAAGACGAGACGUCCAGACAGCGCGCUGUAGAGGAGAGCUCCUUAUCAGUGAGUAGAUCUUCAGCCUCUGGCGAGAGUAAAGAGGCCAAAGUCAUGGACCCGAAUCAGAACACUGGCAUGAUAAGUGGAUUCAUUCAGAUGGUCAACCCAUUCAGGUCACCUUCACAGAGAUCUGAAUCAAGCAGUCAGACUUCUGCAGCUGGAAACAGUGGUCAGGAUAAAGCCACUGGAGGUGGACAGAACCCUGGCCUGGUUAUGGGAUUGAUCCAGAAAGUAAACCCGUUCAGGUCUUCACAGAACCCAAGCAAUGACGAUCCCACCCAAGACGCAGACGGGAACGAGAAGGAGGCAUUGGCGGAGUCUGAAUCAGAGGCCAUGUUACCUUCAACCCAGAAAAACAAGGAUUUAGCAACAACUGAGGAAGGUGGGCUAGGAUCUGCUACACCCACCGAACCCAGUUCUCCCAAGGUGCUUGGCUUUGAGUGGAACCAUUUCAAGAAAGACUCUGUUGAGAUUCCCACUGCGGCAGAACCGUCAGUACCCAGUGAAGGCAGUCCUCAGCAGGCUGAUGAUGAUGAAGACUUCUUAUUGGAAUGGUGGGGGGCUGUGGAAGGUUGGAACGAAUGGAAUGAGUCUGCAAACUUUGAUGGAGAAGAUGCAGAGCAAGCUGUAGAAGCCGCCGCUGACCGCGUCUUCAUGGCUGCCCGUCUCUUCGUUCAUCUCUUCAACCAGCGGGAGGCGUCGUUGCAUCAGCGCGUCUUGGAGAUGCUGGCGUUGGCUGACGCAGCGGACAGUUUCCAUAAGAAAACAGUGACGGCUAGUGUCGGAGGAGGAGUAGCUAGUGUAGCUGGCAGCAUCACCACCAUCACGGGAUUAGCGCUGGCCCCGUUUACAUUUGGAACGUCAUUGAUCGUAACAGCGGUGGGAAUUGGCGUGGCGACAGCAGGGGGCAUUACGUCGGCCUCUGCCAACAUUACAGAUACCAUGCACUCGAGGACUGACCGAGCAAAAGUGGAGCAGAUCAUCCUGGGCUACCAGGAGGAGAUCAGUGACAUUAAAGAAUGCCUCCAGUUCCUGCAGGCAGGUAUGGAGACCCUGGAGGAGUGGAACUUCGAGCAGUACGUGGACAGCAUCUCCAAGCGUGCCAUGAACAAGAACGUGAAGCACGUCAUGAAGGAGGGUGGCCGAGCAGGCAAGGCGCUCCUCAUCAACACUGAGAGUUUGGUCAGUACUGUGCAGGUGCUGGGUGCGGCCGGCGGAGCGGCCAAAGCUGCCCAGGCCAUCACUGUGGCCAGCGGGGUGAUGUCUGGUCUCUUCCUGGCCCUGGAUGUCUUCUUCCUGGCCAAAGACUCCAUGGAGCUGCGCAAGGGGGCCAAGACGGAGUUUGCAGCCAAGAUCCGAGACGUGUGCAAGGAGCUGCAGGAUGGGCUCCUCGAACUGAGGAAGAUCAAAGAACAGCUAGAGGCAAUUAUGGAAGAUGCUGAAGAAGAGGAGGAGGAAGAAGAAGAAGAUGGUGAUGCUGAGGAGGAAGAAGAAGAAAAAGAAGAAGGAAGGUCUGUGGUAGACCCAAAGAAACCAAAGGAUUGAACACAGAGGACUGUAGGUGAAAAGAGAAGGUAAACGGGUUGACUAACAAGGAUGAGUUCCAGUGGUUCGCAGGAAUUCUUCUAGUGUUUUUAGUGUGAACUGUACAUUGAGACAUUAAGCCUGCAAUUGUAUGCAUGAUUCAUGAUUUUAACGCACAUUUCUACCGAGUUGAUGCUGGGGUAGAUUUUACAUUGGUAGAGCUUACAUUUGGGAUCAUAGGUGUAUUUCAUUAUAAUAUAAUUAUAUUUAUGUAUAUAUUAUGUAUUUCACACAUUGUAAUGUAUUUUAAUGAGAGAGACUCUAUCUCUUCUAGACGCACACAUUCUGGCUUCUGACUGACUGAAAGUUGUGAAAGUUUGUAUUUAUUUUGUAGGAUGAGACCCUUGAGUCCAUUGAAGACGCUGGCAACUGGGAGUCGUUGGCUACAAAGUUGAAGUUCAUCUCCUAAUGGCUUUCAGUAGUUUGGAGAAAGGCUAAAUGUCUGUCUUUUGACUCGUCACUGGAGUGCUAUAUAAUUUAAAUUGGAAUAGUUGAAAAGCCUUCCCCAAAAAACAGUUAUGCAUAUAGGUGUGCGCCAAAAAGCAAGUUAACGGUCUACCAUUCAAAGAAGAAACCAUAUACACACUAAUCAGGCAUUCUGACCACCUUCUUGUUUCUACACUCAUUACAGUCUGUAGUCCAUCUGUAGUCCAAACUCCAGCAGCACUGCAAUGUCUGAUCCACUCAGACCAGCACAACAUGAUCCACUGAGAAUGAUCCAGCAC
Molecule: messenger RNA, 2843 nt
Organism: Pygocentrus nattereri (red-bellied piranha)
Lineage: Eukaryota; Metazoa; Chordata; Actinopteri; Characiformes; Serrasalmidae
Gene: apold1b
Exons: 17
Coding region: 316-2079 (587 amino acids)
Biological process (GO): lipid transport; lipoprotein metabolic process
Cellular component (GO): extracellular region; membrane
Molecular function (GO): lipid binding
Source: RefSeq, a predicted model, not a curated record